GGGAAAAUGCUGUUCCCACAGGUGCUGGGCAGAAUCCCGUCCGACAAGCCAGCGUUGCUGCAGGAAUCCCGUACUCUGUUCCUGCCUGGAGCUGCCAGAUGAUCUGUGGGUCAGGCUUAAAGGCUGUGUGUCUGGCUGCUCAGUCCAUACUGACUGGAGACUCCAGCAUUGUGGUCGCAGGAGGCAUGGAAAGUAUGAGCAAGGCUCCACAUGUCAUUCACAUGCGAGCUGGGGUGAAAAUGGGAGAGGCUUCCUUGCAGGACACUAUAAUCCUUGAUGGCCUUACAGAUGCUUUUUAUCAGUAUCAUAUGGGUAUAACAGCUGAAAAUGUGGCCAGUCAGUGGAAAGUCAGCAGAGGGGAACAAGACCAAUUGGCUCUACAGUCACAAAACAGGGCAGAGGCAGCACAGAAAGCUGGCUAUUUUACAAAAGAAAUUGUUCCUGUGCUUGUACCUUCUAAAAAAGGUCCAAUAGAAGUCAAAACAGACGAACACCCUCGACAUGGGAGCAACUUGGAAACAAUGGCAAAAUUAAAGCCCUGUUUCCUGACAGAUGGAACUGGGACAGUAACAGCAGCUAAUGCUUCAGGUCUAAACGACGGAGCUGCAGCUGUAAUUCUAAUGAAGAAGUCGGAAGCUGCAAGGAGAGGUCUUAUGCCUUUGGCUCGGAUUGUUUCUUGGGCUCAGACAGGUAUAGAUCCAUCUAUCAUGGGAGUAGGGCCGAUUUCAGCAAUAAAACAAGCUAUUGACAAAGCCAGCUGGACUCUGGAACAAGUUGACCUGUUUGAAAUUAAUGAAGCCUUUGCAUCACUAUCUGUUGCAAUAGCAAAAGAACUUAAAGUAAAUCCAGAAAAGAUUAACAUCCAUGGUGGAGCUAUUGCUCUUGGCCACCCUCUUGGUGCCUCUGGUUGUCGCAUCCUGGUAACUCUUCUCCAUGCGCUGGAACGAACAGGUGGAAAACGUGGUGUUGCUGCUCUGUGUAUAGGAGGAGGAAUGGGAAUAGCCAUGUGUGUUGAGAGAUGAACAGGAGUGAAUGAACAAAGAGCUAGUGGUAACUAGCUUUGAAAUGUUUUACUAAUAAACUUCUAAU
Molecule: messenger RNA, 1089 nt
Organism: Acanthisitta chloris (rifleman)
Lineage: Eukaryota; Metazoa; Chordata; Aves; Passeriformes; Acanthisittidae
Gene: ACAT2
Product: acetyl-CoA acetyltransferase 2
Exons: 7
Biological process (GO): fatty acid beta-oxidation
Molecular function (GO): acetyl-CoA C-acetyltransferase activity
Source: RefSeq, a predicted model, not a curated record